Coprinopsis cinerea okayama7#130 is the source of this 405-nucleotide messenger RNA. RefSeq lists its product as hypothetical. Gene Ontology annotation, molecular function: copper chaperone activity; copper ion binding. The transcript has 3 exons. Gene Ontology annotation, cellular component: mitochondrial intermembrane space. Lineage: Eukaryota; Fungi; Basidiomycota; Agaricomycetes; Agaricales; Psathyrellaceae. Gene Ontology annotation, biological process: mitochondrial respiratory chain complex IV assembly. The record is from RefSeq and is a predicted model, not a curated record. Bases 1 to 348 code for a protein of 115 amino acids.
AUGGCCAAACAUUCCGGGCAACCGAAUCGUGGCGCGGCUGCAAUUAAUCCUUGUCAUCGAACGGCCACCUCGGUUACUAAUUUCUUGCCACCACAAUGUUCGGAAAGGCGAUUGUCUUCUUGGUGGUCUGGCUCCCCCGCACCAGAAAGCAAGCCUUAUGACCCCACGGACCCAAAACAGAAUCCGUUGAAUCCUGAGGGACUCAAGCCAUGCUGCGCAUGCCCCUUGACCAAGCGGGCGCGUGACGAUUGCUUCCUCAAAUUCGACGCCGCAGAGGCACCAGAAAAAUGCAAGGAGCAAGUAGAGAAGCACCUUGCUUGCAUGCGUAGCCUCGGCUUCAAGAUCUGAAUAUCAUAUAGACAAGGUUAACCCGGACACUAGACUAAUGUAAUUGCUCAAUCUAAU